AUGGCCAGCCGGCGAGCGGGUUCCUGGGUUAUUUUGGCUGUUCUAUUUUGUUGUCAGUCGAAAUUUGCACAAAGUAAACCAGUUCUUGGUGACCUGUCAAAUUCCGUUGAUCUGGUGAAGUGCUUCAAAAGCUCCAAGAGCUUAGUAAAUGUGGUUAAUGAAACACUUUUGGAGAUAAAGAGCAAUUAUAAGGACUUCAAUUGUUCCUAUGAUGAAAUUGAUAUGAGAAAUGUCAUAGCCAAGGACAAAAUGAACAUACUUACCUCCUGUAUUCCCAGCUCACUAUCCAAGGACCACAUGUGCCAGUCAUUGAACAAAGCAGAAUUUGACGAGGCUAAGUGUCUAAAGGCAAUCCAUGCAGAUCUGAAAGUCUUUAAGGAUGAAUUGCAGGAGUCGACUCCUUCUCUUGAUGCAGCAAUCAGUCAGCUGAUGCAGGAUUUAAAGGUCCAAGAUACUGAAGAAAGCAAUGUCAAAAAAGAACUGUGUUCCUCAUUCGACUGCAAACUUAAGCAGUGUAGGGUGAUCCUGUUUUAUCAGCUUCGCACCAUCACGUUCUCUCGCGUGUUGAACUAUCUGAGGUCUACAUAGACAUAAAGCCAAGAAGGAAAGGCCACAAAAAACAACAGAAGAAGGAAAGGCCACAAAAAACAAUAGAAGAAUCCACAAUUACAGACAGUAAUACUGAUAUUAACUAUACUCUAAUUGUAAUAAUUUCAUUAUUGUAUGAUAUUGUGCUUUUUAUAAGCCACUGAUCUGUUUUCAUUAUCCCUCCCUGGGUAGGACUUUCUUUAGAACAUAUCAAACCAUCUAGAAGGUAAAGGUGGCUAUUUAGACCAAUUGACGGCCUACCCAACCAGUAUCUGGCCAAUAAUUGGUCAGAUGUCAAUUGAGCAGGUUUAAAAAAAAAACAGCCAGUAUGCAUGUUAAUUUGAGGUCAAACCCAGUAGUAAAAGCAAAACAAGUCCAUACAUACUACAUGAUUCGGGUAUAAUCCUGCCUGUGUCUCUGGCAGAACAGAUAAAGAAGUUUAUUAUACUGUUCUUUAUAUAGGUAUCAUAUGUGUUUUGCUUCCUAGGAUGUUGACUUCUUAUCCAGCAUGCUGGGCAGAAGCUUUGAAGUGGAACAAUUUAAUAUGAAACCAAAAAUGUACUUUACGUUUACUCUCGUGGAAGUAAGAAGCUUUCUUACAUACGCAGUGAAAAAGUCAGUACUGGAAAUAAUCAAGUUACUCUUCACUGCCCCCUCUCAGCAAUCUGUCUCUACAGAUGCGGGCUUUGAGUAUUUAUUAAAAUAUAGUUGAAAUGUAUCAUCUAGGCAAAGGAAGAACACACCAAUGAUGUAUUAGAGCCAAGUGUCCAUAAAACAAACAUAAAACCGAAGGAUUCAGAGCCUGUGUGUAGACAGAUUUCUCAAAGGGAAACAGUGAAAAAUAACUUAACGAUUUCAGAAACAGAAAGCUUCUUUCCAUGAGAUGAAGGUAAUGUUACCUCUUUGCUUUCCUAAAAUUCCCCUUUCCCUUUGAUUGCAGCAGACAGUGGGAUGUGCACUGGGAACAGACUUAGUACCGUAAAAUCAGAGAUUAUAAUUGGCUUCCCAACUGACCAAUCUCUUCCAUACAUACAUAACAACUAAACCAGUGACAUAAUACAUCAUCAGCAUAUUCCUACUUGUGCACUCAUUUGCUUGGCCCCAUACUGUACAGUUUAAGCCUGCACCAACUUUACUCAAGUGGAAAAUAAUGGGACAGUCUAUUCAUUCUAACUAAAUAGUGUAUAGGCAUCGGUUUAAGCAACAGUAAGAAAUGUUUUGUAUUCAAAUGAUGGAUAUUAAGCUAUAUUUUCUAGAAACUGAAUUUGGAUGAAAUAACACUGUUAUUUAUUUUAUUUAU
This is a messenger RNA of Xenopus tropicalis (tropical clawed frog), 1888 nucleotides long. It is a transcript of the gene il12a, whose product is annotated as interleukin 12 subunit alpha. NCBI's taxonomy places the organism in Eukaryota, Metazoa, Chordata, Amphibia, Anura, Pipidae. The record is from RefSeq and is a predicted model, not a curated record. The transcript is spliced from 6 exons. Bases 1 to 588 code for a protein of 195 amino acids.